Triticum dicoccoides is the source of this 4205-nucleotide messenger RNA. Its product is annotated as disease resistance protein PIK6-NP-like. Gene Ontology annotation, biological process: defense response to other organism. Gene Ontology annotation, molecular function: ADP binding. The coding region runs from base 477 to 3266 and encodes 929 amino acids. The record is from RefSeq and is a predicted model, not a curated record. The transcript has 4 exons. Lineage: Eukaryota; Viridiplantae; Streptophyta; Magnoliopsida; Poales; Poaceae.
GACUGCUGCCACUUCCAGGUCUUCUUCCUGCUUCCUCCUCUCAACUGCUCCUCCCCGUCUCCACUCCACUAGUCCCCUGCUACUCCCCUAACCCCCUGAGCAACUGCUCGAGUCCCCUCCCAAUCUAGUCCCCAAAUCCAGAUCUCCUUACUCAGAUCCUUUCUCAAAUCAAGCAGUCGCAAGUGAGUAAAAGUGGAUCUGCAGGCUGUAGCUGCAAAUUCGUGAGGGGUGGCGAUUUAGUCUUCAAGUUGCAAGCUGGGAGCAACGAUUCGAAAAGCUACUGUAACAGAUUGCGUUCACUGACACUGCGAAACAAGCGAGCUGGAUCUAAGCUGCUGCUAGCGAAGAAAAAAUCCAGGUUCCACCACCGGAUCCCCGUCAAUAGCGUAGAUUGACGACGCAAAUUUAGCUGUUCGCUGUCAGUUCAGUGGACGACCUGACCUCCACGUAGAAUUGACAGGGCGAGCACACAGCCCAUGGAGGGUGCUCUGGUGAGUGUGGCGACGGGGACCCUGAAACCCGUCCUGGGGAAGCUGGCUUCUCUGAUGGGCGACGAGUACAAGCGUCUCAAGGGGGUGCGCGGCGAGAUCAAGUUUCUGACCAAUGAGCUUACUGCCAUGCAUGCCUUUCUCCUGAAGAUGUCAGAGGAGGAGGAUCCUGAUGUACAGGAUAAAGUUUGGAUGAAUGAGGUGCGCGAGCUGUCCUACGGCAUGGAGGACUCCAUCGAUGACUUCAUGAAACAUGUAGAUGACAAUGACACAAAGCCAAGCAGCUUCAUGGAGAAGAUCAAGAACUUGUUGGGGAAGAUGAAGACUCGCCAUCGGAUUGCAAACGAGAUCCUAGAUUUGAAGAAACGUAUUAUCGAGGUGGGUGAGAGGACUGCAAGGUACAAAACUCGUGAUGCCUUCUCCAAAACCGUCAAUGUGACCGUUGACCCUAGAGCUCUUGCUAUCUUUGAGCAUGCCUCAAUGCUCGUUGGAAUGGAUGAACCGAAGGCAGAGCUAAUCAAACUCUUGACUGAAGAGGAUGGAUGUGCAUCGACACAACAUCAACAAGUGAAGAUGGUCUCUGUCGUUGGAUCUGGAGGAAUGGGCAAGACAACUCUUGCAAACCAAGUGUAUCAAGAGCUCAAAGGCAAACUCAAGUGUCGGGCUUUCGUGUCAGUGUCACGAAAUCCAGACAUCAUUAAUAUUCUAAGAACUAUUCUUGGUGAAGUUACCGGGCAACUUUAUACUGAUACAGAAGGAGGGAGUGUACAACAACUCCUCGCCAAUAUCUCCAACUUCCUUGUAGACAACAGCUACUUUAUUGUUGUUGACGAUAUAUGGAAGAAGGAAACAUGGGAUGUUAUUAAGUACGCAUUCCCCAUGGCCAGUUGUGGCAUAAUAAUCACCACUACUCGUGUGAAAGAUGUCGCUAAUUCAUGUCAAGCAUCAUUCGGUGGCCAUAUUUAUAAUAUAAGGCCUCUUGAUAUUGUUCAUUCAAGACAGUUAUUUCACGGAAGACUAUUUAACUCCAAAGAAAAUUGCCCUCCACACCUUAAAGAAGUUUCUGAUCAAAUCUUGAAAAAAUGUGAUGGGUUACCUUUGGCGAUCAUCGCUAUAUCUGGUUUGUUGGCUAACACGGAAAGAAGAGAGGGCCUAUGGAACCAAGUGAAAGAUUCAAUUGGCUGUGCACUUGAAAGAAAUUCUAGCAUUGAAGGAAUGAUGAAGAUAUUGUCACUUAGUUAUUUUGAUCUGCCUCCACAUCUGAAGACGUGUCUCUUAUAUGUGAGUAUAUUUCCGGAGGAUUCUUUUAUUGAGAAGAAUGAUAUCAUAAGUAGGUGGAUAGGUGAAGAAUUCAUUCACAAAGAAGGCAGAUAUACAUCACAUGAGAUAGGAGAAAGGUGUUUUAAUGAGCUCCUUAAUAGGGGUUUGAUUCAACCGGGGAAGACAAAUGAAUAUGGUGAGCUAGAGAGUUGCCAAGUUCAUGACACAAUUCUUGAUUUCAUCAUAUCCAAGUCCAUAGAAGAGAACUUUGUUACUUUACUAGGUGUUCCCAUUCUGACAAUUGGGACACAAAGCAAAGUCGUUCGUCGACUCGUUCUACAAGGAGUUAAUCAAGGAAAUUCAACAAUACAGCCAGCAGGUUUGGUGUUGUCCCAUGUACGAUCACUGAGUGUGUUUGGAGGUUUUGUGGAAAUCCCUUCUCUGGAGGAAUUCAAACAUCUGCGUGUUCUCAACUUGAGCCAUUACCAAUCAUUGGAAGAGCGUCAUCUUGAAAAUAUAGUGAGGUUGCCCCAGCUAAGGUACCUGAACGUCAAAAAUACAGAAAUAAGGAAGCUCCCAAAACAAAUCGGGCGUUUAAGUUGCCUAGAGUUGCUGGACCUAAGACACACUUGUGUAGAGGAAUUACCAGCAUCUGUUGUUAAUCUCAAAAAAUUGACCCAUCUUCUUGUUGACUAUGGUGUUAAAUUUCCUGAUGGAAUUGAAGAGAUGCAAGCAUUGGAGACAUUGAAAGAGGUCAGGUUCUCUAGGCAACCAUUUGGCUUCCUGUCCGGCCUUGGCCAACUAAAGAAUUUGAGGAAUCUGGUUCUUUUCUUUGGUUUCGAAGAGUAUUCUGACACUAAGGAUACAAAUAUGGUUGAAGGGGAGUGCAUCAAAUCUAUCAUCUCUUCCCUGUGUAAACUAGGCACCCAGGACCUUCGCUCUCUAACUAUUUGGGAUUGGAGCAGCCUCUUACAAGGACCUUUGUGCCCACUUACCCUCGAUAAACUUAUUAACUUCUCUUUAGGCACCCCACAGGUUCCGAAAUGGGUGAGCUCCCUCAGAAACCUCCAGGAGAUACACCUUCUAGUGGAUGAAGUCAAGCAGGAUGAUCUCUGCAUCCUUGGGGCCUUACCCACUCUGCUCAUUCUGCAUCUGGAGGAAGAAACAAUGUCAAACAAAAAAUUCAGAAUCAGUGGUGAAGUUGGGUUCCAAUUCUUGAGGAUUUUUAUUUACGAGGCAAAUCCUCACCUGGUAGAUCUGAUGUUUGCAGCAGGAUCCAUGCCCAAGCUAGAAAAACUCGUGCUUUCUUUCCGCAUAGUAGCUGGCUCUCUGGACUUUGGAAUCAAGAACCUCCCCUGCCUCAAUACGGUCAAAUGUAGUACAAAUGCCGACGAUGGCAUUUUUAGAGCCAUACAGACUGCCAUGGAGAGAGCAGCCAGCACACACCCCAAUCACCCUAGUUUACUCUUUUGGAAAGAUGUCAGAUUUUAUUUGUCUGGAAGGCCCAGCUUUGAUUAAACAAGCCUAAGAACCAGGAACGGGGGAGUUGCCUAUCCUCAUCCGGCCAGCCGAUUAUCAUGUUUAAGAGUAUUCAGCUCCAUACUUCUCUCCUUUAUGAUAUGCCAGCACACUUUACUCUCUCUGUUGGAUAAUGUAUUAUCUAUGACAUGCAUGUUUUUCAUAUUUUACAUAUGGCGACAUGUGGAGUCCGUGUGAUACAAUAUUGUUGAAUUCAUGCUUGAAUAAAGCAUUUUCAUGUGGUUGUGAUUCCCUGAGUAUGAACAAAGCUUUCUACAGGAAGUUUAUGGUAAAAGCUCAACUUGGAAAAAUAUGGACACGCCUUGCAUGAUUCAGCUGAUGGAGUGUUGUCUUGUCUUAACAAAAGUUACUACUAGCUUAUUAAGCUGUUGUUUCUCCUUGAUUGGCUCCUUUUUUUUCCCAUCACAUUUAUGCAGUAAAAUGUUAUGCUACUAGACGAAACUAGUAGAGUGCCCGUGCGUUGCCACGUGCUCUUAAAAAAGUUACAAGAGUUACAUGUUAAAUUGGUCUUACACCAUGCUACGGGCUACAAUGCAUAUAGAUAAAUUAAAUAAAUGAUUAAGGUCAUCUUCAAAAUCGAAGCUCAUUUCUCCCUCAUAUGUCCGGGCAUUUUUGAGAUCAAACAGGUGGAUCAGUAGCUUCAACUUUUGUGCAAAGCAUAAUAAAUAUCUUUUUCGUCAGUAGCAAUCAGUAGUUAAGGCUUCACGACAAUUGAUGAGCUCCCUCCCUCACUCUCUCCUUUACCAGUAAAAACGAAUAGAAGCAGAAACAACACCGUUGAGUGAAGAAUCCCAUCUUGUCUCUCUCUUACUCUUUUUUUGCCAAACAUCUCUCAGCCACUGGGAUCUCUUUGUCAUUCCCUGCUCUAUGUAUUUAAAAAUAAGAAUAUCUGAUAUCUUCAUCAGUAAAUAAAUAGUA